GGAAAAUUGUUGCCAUGGGAAAGUGCUAUCCAUGUGUGAGCGAGGAGUACAACAAGGCUGUUGAAAAAUGCAAGAGGAAGCUAAGGGGUUUCAUCGCUGAGCAGCACAUUGCUCCUUUGAUCCUCCGUUUGGCAUUUCACUCUGCUGGGACUUACGACGUGAGAACAAAAACAGGAGGGCCGUUUGGCACCAUAAGGGACCCUAAGGAGCUCGCUGACGGAGCGAACAACGGCAUGGAAAUCGGAGUCGGGCUGCUGGAGCCAAUCAAGGAGCAGUUUCCCAUCCUGUCUUAUGCAGACUUCUACCAGUUGGCUGGAGUUGUUUCUGUAGAAGUCACAGGGGGGCCUGAGAUCCUUUUUCACCCUGGAAGACCGGACAAAUCUGAUGUACCUCCACAAGGUCGUUUGCCUGACGGCAGAAGAGGAGAGCCUAGCCAUCUGAGAGACGUAUUUCAUCGUAUGGGGCUCAGCGACAAAGAUAUUGUCAUUCUAUCCGGAGCUCAUACCUUGGGAAGGGCUCACAGGGAGCGAUCUGGAUUCGAGGGACCUUGGACCAACAAUCCUCUCAUUUUCGACAAUAACUACUUCAAGGAACUCCUUAGCGGAGAGAAGGAAGGUCUCGUCCAGCUGCCAUCCGACAAAGCUCUUUUGAUCGAUCCCGUCUUCCGCCCUCUAGUUGAAAAAUAUGCUGCGGACGAGGAUGCGUUUUUCGCAGAUUAUGCUGAUGCUCAUUUGCAUCUCUCUGAGCUUGGGUGGUAUAAGGAAUCGCAUUAAAUUUGCUAAUUCUGAUUAAAAGGGGCGGCCUGGAAAUGAUCAACAUUUGGAUGCUACUGUACAAGAUUUCUCUGAGUUUUCUGUUUUAGUUUCUCCGCGACUCUCCGUGUAACUUGGCUUGUAAUUUGGUGACUGUGUUUUCAGGGUGUAUUUUACUAUCUUCUUCUUGUUUACUAAAUCCAAGUGACUUGAAUAAACAAUGUGUAAUGUGUUGUGUGUAAUAUAAUACUGCAGUAUUGUGCAA
This is a messenger RNA of Rhododendron vialii, 1017 nucleotides long. Its product is annotated as L-ascorbate peroxidase, cytosolic-like. Gene Ontology annotation, biological process: cellular response to oxidative stress; hydrogen peroxide catabolic process; response to reactive oxygen species. The transcript is spliced from 8 exons. The record is from RefSeq and is a predicted model, not a curated record. Bases 15 to 773 code for a protein of 252 amino acids. Gene Ontology annotation, molecular function: heme binding; peroxidase activity. NCBI's taxonomy places the organism in Eukaryota, Viridiplantae, Streptophyta, Magnoliopsida, Ericales, Ericaceae.